AUGAAGAAGGAUAAUGUUUAUCACCGAGUUGCCACCCCCUAUCACCCUCAAACAAGUGGCCAAGUGGAAGUAUCGAAUCACGAAUUGAAGUGGAUCCUAGAAAAAACGGUGAAUGGGACGCGAAAGCAUUGGUCUCUCAAAUUGGACAAUGCGUUAUGGGCUUACCGCACGGCAUUUAAGACACCACUUGCGGCGUGUGAGAAGCGUAUGUUGCAACUUAAUGAAUUGGAUGAAUUACGGUUCAUUGCUUACGAGAAUAGUGGACCUUUCAAAAUCCGGCAUAUAGCGGAUCAUGGAUCAUUAGAGUUGGAGAAUCAACAAGGAGAAACAUUUAAGGUCAACGGACACCGUUGCAAGCCUUACUUGGGACCUUUAGCGGACGAAAUAGGCGAGCGAGUCUUGUUCGACCCUCCUUCGUGA
This is a messenger RNA of Mercurialis annua (annual mercury), 420 nucleotides long. RefSeq lists its product as uncharacterized. NCBI's taxonomy places the organism in Eukaryota, Viridiplantae, Streptophyta, Magnoliopsida, Malpighiales, Euphorbiaceae. Gene Ontology annotation, molecular function: nucleic acid binding. The coding region runs from base 1 to 420 and encodes 139 amino acids. The record is from RefSeq and is a predicted model, not a curated record. The transcript has 3 exons.